Scomber scombrus (Atlantic mackerel) is the source of this 1038-nucleotide messenger RNA. It is a transcript of the gene plekhg2, whose product is annotated as pleckstrin homology domain containing, family G (with RhoGef domain) member 2. Gene Ontology annotation, molecular function: guanyl-nucleotide exchange factor activity. The record is from RefSeq and is a predicted model, not a curated record. NCBI's taxonomy places the organism in Eukaryota, Metazoa, Chordata, Actinopteri, Scombriformes, Scombridae.
AUGGGCGUAACCAUCGCAGGAACGUCCUCACAGGGACUGAGAGCUUAUUUAGGAGGAACUGAGGACCAGAGGAACCAGGGACUAAAUUUAGUUCCAGUGUUCCAGAGAAGGUUCAGUGGCGGUGCUGAGGGAGUGCAUGAAGAACGAGAGCCUGGUUCGCUUCUUCAGGAGAGACAGACCACGCUGAACCACUCUUUACCCCUGGAGACGUACCUGCUCAAACCAGUGCAGAGGAUCCUCAAAUACCACCUACUGCUGCAGGAACUUUCCAAACACUUCGACAAGAGCGACCCUGGAUACGAGGUCGUCGAGGAUGCCAUCAUCACCAUGACAGCGGUUGCCUGGUACAUCAACGACAUGAAGAGGAAACAGGAGCAUGCUGUUCGGCUACAGGAAAUCGAGUCCCUGCUGGUGAACUGGAGCGGUCCGGACCUCACCGGGUUUGGAGAGCUGGUCCUGGAGGGAUCGUUCAAGGUGCAAAGGGUGAAGAAGGAGAGAGCGUUCUUCCUGUUCGAUAAGAUGCUCCUGAUCGCCAAGAAGAGGCUGGAGCAGUUCGUCUACAGCACGCAUAUAUUCUGUUGUAAUCUGCUGUUAGUCGAGACUCUGAAGGAUCCGCUGUGUUUCCGAGUUUCUGACCAGACGAUUCCCAAACAGCAGCACGUCGUCCAGACUAAGAACCAGGAGGAGAAGAGACUCUGGGUUCAUUACCUGAAGAGACUCAUCGUAGAGAAUCAUCCUGCUUCUCUUCCUCAGAAGGCGAGGCAAGUCCUGGGAGACAACUUCUGCCAGACUCCUCAGUUCGACCAGAAGUCGUCCGCUUCGCCGCGAUCGGACGACAUCCACGGUUACCACCGCGGCCGCCGUCAGUCAGAGCCUCCAGAGCUGAUGAUGUACACACCAGAGAAGUCAAGAAAGAGUCUGCCGCUGCUGCUGGAAGGAAACCUGCCGUACAGACGCACCAGGAGACAGUCAGCUCCGGCUAAAGACAUCGAAGCAGUGUUUCAUCCCAACGGUGAGAAAGAAGAGUUUAUAAUAUAA